UUAGCUGCGAUUACCCCUCUCCAAGAUGGCUCCCGUCACCUAUAGCUCCCGUGAGCGUUAGCCGAGGCGGAAUGUACGUGUAGCCUACAUGUCUGUGGGUCUGCAGCGAGGAAAGAGGCGUGCCGGCCGGUGGUUUCUGUACGUUUCCGUGUCACUUCCUGGUUCUUCGGCGAAACUUUUCACGGCUCGGACACGUCGGGGCAAGUGACUUUAUCCGGGCGAUAAGUGUUAAAUGUUUAAACGAAUAAUCUGAUCCCGACGACAUCAACUUCAGCUCACUCCCUCCGAGCUGAGAGAAAGUUUGGAGCCAUGGCUGACGGACGAGAUGAAGAGAAGAGAGAGGAAGACCGAGAGCUUCAGGGUGCCGUGGGUGGGGAAGAUGUCAUUGAUGAUCCCAUUCUGGAGCAGGGAGCCAUAGUCCUCAGAGGGUAUGUGAUUGAACGUAUAAACACUGAGGAGCCUGGGCGGCACGUGUCCUCUGAGGACCUGGGAGGACAGCUGAAUGAACAGCAGGAUCCACAGGUCAAAGAAGUGGUGGAACAGCUGCUCAAGAUUGCAGAUGAGUUGAACAGGAACGCUGAGCUCCAACAAUUGAUCAACCAGGUUCCAGGAAACUGUGCUCAGGAUAUCUUCAUGAAGGUGGCCAGAAACAUCUUUGCUGAUGGCAUCAACUGGGGUCGGGUGGUGGCCCUCUUCCACCUGGCCUACAGACUCAUCCACAAGGCACUGACAACCAACCAUCUAGAGAACAUCAGAACAAUCAUCAGCUGGGUUCUUCAAGUCAUCAGAGAGCAACUCUAUUCCUGGCUUGUGCAGCAGGGAGGCUGGGAGGGCGUGAUCCGUGGGAUUUCCCGUUGGAGGACAGUAGCCUUUGUAGCAUCAGUAGUUUUAGUGGCAACGAUUGUUUACUACAGGAAGACGCGCUGAGAGCUUCAUAUCUCACAACCAUGGCUGCAGUCCCAUCAUCUGUAUUUAUGCCAUUGGUUGGAGCCACUUUCUUAAACAUUUACAGCCACUCCUAUGCCUCCAUCGUCUACGGUAGUGGAGGUCAAGUACUGUUCUAAGAGGAGGAAAAACCACUCUUCUACGUCCAAAAAGUGCUUUUACUGUCAUCAGACUUUUCCAUCAUCUUUCACCAGCAACUUUGAACAUCAUUUCAUGGGACUCCAUCUUCAGCUGCAGCACCACCUUCAGCAGCCAGACUGGAAGGUUUCCUCUCUUUUGCAUUUGAUGAGGGUCUUCAUAAACAUGGGACGGAUGUAGCAGUAGAUUUUUUCAGACUAGAGGAACCAACCUCACCUGAACCAGGUCUCAGGAUCAUUUUGUUUCUUUAUGUGGUGCUAGGUGCUGGGUCAUAUGUGAAUUACCUAAGAGGACAUGAAAAUGUCUGAAAAAUGUCAGAUGAUGAAAAAUACACUGCAGCUUCUAGUGCAAAGCAAGAUUCAACAAAUUACAAAGUUGACCAAGUUGGCUUAAGAAAGUGUUUUACCAAGAUUCUGUUUAGAAUUUGCAGCUUAAUCUCUAAGAAAUGGGGUGUUUUCAAUCAUCACUGUAGCUUAGGGCAGAAGGCACAGUGCCAGCUGUAGCAAAAUUCCAGUGUGUCACUGUUGCAGAAAUCCUUUUUUUAAAGUGAACAGUUUGACACAUCACAGCACAGAGCCAAUACAAUCUACUCUGACCCUUACAUUAAUUACAUUAAUUCCUCUGAAUUGUACCCAAAAUCUGUGAGACAUCAAUUUUAUUACAAACAAAUCUGCUUCAGAGUUGUAGUUAGACUAGCCUUUAUGACCUCGUCUUGAUCUUUGCAUUUACAGAAGAAAAGAUAGAUAUUUGAUUGAUAUUUGCUCACGUUUAUUAGGGUGUUUAUGCAGAGACUGAGAAAGACUUUCACUUUUGAAGACACUGGAAAGUACCCCAACCUCACGUCUUUAUGGACAUUUUUUCACUUUAUGCUAUGAGUUUUUCUGGGCAGACUUCUGUCAGAAGUCAUUUUCAGUGCUAAGAGUGAGAUUUCAAGAUAUAAACACAUCAAAUGUGUCUGCUGUGUUCAACUUUAGCACUGUGUUAUUCUUCUCAUGCCAUUGAUAAACCAAAUCUAAUCAAUAUCAUCUUAAAUAUCCACCAGUGUUAAUCUCAUAUGGAGGGGGGGGCAAAAUUAGAUUCACUUGUAAUAACUAAAAUUAUGAUAAAACACUUAAGAGUACUUCAUGCAAAGGUCUCUUGAUAAGGAAACACCUCUGUGUAGGACUAUUUUAUAUAAACAAUGAAAACUUUUAAAUUUGGCAUUUGAUUUGUGGUUGGGAACCACUGCCUUCGAUAUCCGUGCAUGAGAGGUGUGUGCCAUGCAUGUGAGACUCACACAGGCAGUCUGGAAGCCCUGACUUUUUAACAUGCAAACCGACAUAAAAAUCAAGCUGUGCCGGGGACCAAGACGCGCCUCUCAUGCGCCUAGUCUGAAACGGGCUCAAGAAAAUGUGAGGUGGCAGAGACUAUUGACCCCCAAAACCUGAUCAGUUCUCCUUCAGGUCCAGGUGCGGGUCUGUGCCAGAUUUGAUUAAGAUCCCUUGACACACUCUUGAAAUACCAAGCUCACAAGAUUUGAACUCACAGUGACCUUUGACCCAUGUCCUCCAGAAUGUACAUAAUUUGAAAUAAAUCUCUUAAUGUUCUUGAGAGACCACGUUCACAAGCAAGGGAUGAAAAUGACACCAGUUCAUCUUGGAGUCAGAGUGGACAUUUGUGCAAAUUUGAUAAAAUGCCUGAUGGUGUUCUUGAACAGUCAUGUUCACAACAAUGACCUGAGCUGAUGCAUGUAAACAUGCAUGUAUAUUCUGCAGUCCUGGCUGUCGCUGGUCCUGAGGCAUACGUUUUUAAGUUUCAAUCAGGACACUGCUGAAUUAUUUGCAGUUGUAAACUCCAUCAGCAGCUGUAGCUUUUUAGUUUUUUUUUUUUUUUUCACUGAUCUUGAUCAUGGAGUAAUUUAUUACAUGCCACAAAUGUUUGAGCUGUCAGAGUCCUACAUGUGGAGGUUUGACUCACAAUCCCAAAGCAACAGCAGAAAACUUUUAGUGUUUGUCAGCAGGUUUAUGACCCACAACACAACAAACCAAAUAAUGAGAGGCUGGGGUGAAAAUAAGUGUAAGAAUUUUAUCCCGGUGACUGAAGAGAAUCAAACUAGUAGUUAAUUUGUCUGACAACUAAGUGGAGUUAAAGAUCCUGCUCUCUGUUUUAUUCCUCUGUUUGUCUUCUAAUGUUGAUGAACUAAAAGGGAUGGAAAACAUAACGUUUAAUAUAUUUUUAUAUGAUAUCAGAUGAGAUGUAGGAGACAGUAUUGUUUAAAACCAUAUAGUUUAUGGAAAAGAUGUGUAGCCAGCUAAAGGGUUAAAUUCAGAUCCCUUUUUAGUUGGCACCAGAAUUACAAGUUGGUUAAUUAGUUGAUAGUUAAAUUGGCCAACAGUCACUGUGAACAAAUGUUUUACCCAGUAAGCCAUUCUGGACAAAAAUGUCAACUGUGGAAAACAUUAAAGUGUAAGUAAACCCCCAAGCUCAGAGCUAACUCUGCCCACUUCAGACUUUUGAAAAGUGCACAAAAAAUGGGAGGGGGAGGGGAAAGGGACAGGUUUUCCAGAUGAGGCAGGAGUGACGGUGACGUCCCCUUGUCAAAAAGUAACACAGAGUCCCGCAGCAUUGCUGCCUCAAAGCGAUCUUGUGAGGUGGAGGAUUUUUCACCUCCAGAGUCCCCGGAAGCAGACUGUGGAGUGGUGAUAGACUGUGGUGGUCCUGAGCACUACCUGUUUGCUCCAGCACCAGUGUUACUAAAGCCGGAGCUUUCAGAGCUGAAGCAGUGCAGAGGAGGAUGGGAGUGGUCUCUGAAUGGUAAAGUCAAUUAGAGGCAGUAACGUUCGCCCUUUUAUAUAAAGUUUGUGAUGUAGAAACCUACGGAUGGUAGCCCCGCCUUUUCAGAAAAUGUUUUUCAAAGCAGAUGUCAGUUUGAGCUAAUUAAAAGCCAUAAAAUUCAGAUUUUUAUAAAUUUGGUGCAGAAGUCAGAAAUAACAGCAGCAUUGAUGUGUUUUAUCAAAGUUCAGUCAGAUAGCUCAGUGUACAGCAAAAAAAUGUUAGUGUUCACUACCUCUUUAAUUGAAACUAUAAUAAUAUAUUUGUCCCCAUUUUUUGUCUGAAUUCUUUUAAUCAACUUUAGCCCUGAUCAAAACUACCAAAUAUUUAAACAUUUGGUGAAAUAAACACUUUAAAUGUAAGUUUGACAAGAAGCCACUGUUUUUUGAUUUAAAAAAAAAAGAUAAAAAUGAGUAGUUGAUUUAAUCAACUUCAGCUACCAAACAGGUAAUUGUCCUCCGUUAAAUGCGAUGCCACUCAUUUUUCAGUGACCUUUUAUACACUGCGUUCCACAUUAUUAUGCAAAUGAUAUUUUUCUCUCAUUUUCCUAAAUAUUAAUGCAAAUGACAGUCAGAAUAUUUUUCA
Molecule: messenger RNA, 4479 nt
Organism: Cheilinus undulatus (humphead wrasse)
Lineage: Eukaryota; Metazoa; Chordata; Actinopteri; Labriformes; Labridae
Exons: 6
Coding region: 310-927 (205 amino acids)
Biological process (GO): mitochondrial fusion; positive regulation of apoptotic process; intrinsic apoptotic signaling pathway in response to DNA damage
Cellular component (GO): mitochondrial outer membrane
Molecular function (GO): channel activity; protein heterodimerization activity; protein homodimerization activity
Source: RefSeq, a predicted model, not a curated record